AUGUCGCCACAAUGCAGUUCUGUGCCAACAAGCUGGACAAGAAAGAUUUCUUUGGGAAGUCCGACCCGUUCCUGGUGUUCUACAGAAGCAACGAGGAUGGAACGUUCACCAUCUGCCACAAGACCGAGGUCAUGAAGAACACCCUAAACCCAGUGUGGCAAACUUUCUCCAUUCCUGUGAGAGCCCUCUGCAACGGGGACUAUGAUCGGACCAUCAAGGUGGAGGUGUACGACUGGGAUCGAGAUGGCAGGUAAGCAGGCCGAAGGGCACAGGGGGACAAGGA
Molecule: messenger RNA, 283 nt
Organism: Myotis brandtii (Brandt's bat)
Lineage: Eukaryota; Metazoa; Chordata; Mammalia; Chiroptera; Vespertilionidae
Product: copine-5-like
Exons: 3
Coding region: 12-254 (80 amino acids)
Biological process (GO): cellular response to calcium ion
Cellular component (GO): plasma membrane
Molecular function (GO): calcium-dependent phospholipid binding
Source: RefSeq, a predicted model, not a curated record